AUGGCGACUAGAUUUUUCAGUGUGAAGAGUGCUAUAUUUGGUAUUGACAUCAAUAAAAGCCCGGGGCCUGAUGGGUAUGGGAGUGGAUUCUUUAGAGCAGCAUGGACUGUGAUUGGUCAAGAUGUGACACAAGCAAUUCUGGAAUUUAUGGAGACGUGGGAGCUCCUAACACAGUUAAAUUCUACAAGACUGAAGGAAGCAAUAAAAGUGGUAGUGGCAAGUAAUCAAGCAGCGUUUGUUGAAGGAAGAUCAUUGAUCAAUAAUUUGGUAGUGACAUGUGUUACCACUACGAGGUUCACAGUUAAAGUGAAUGGAGAAGGCUAUGGAUAUUUUGUGGGCAAGAGGGGCCUUCGACAAGGGGACCCUAUUUCCCCUCUGUUAUUUGUAUUAGUUAUGGCCUAUCUUACGAGAAUUCUGAGGAAGAUGAGUGAUCUGGCAGAUGUCAAAUACCAUCCAAUGUGCAAAUAG
Messenger RNA from Solanum stenotomum, 468 nucleotides. RefSeq lists its product as uncharacterized. The transcript has 4 exons. The coding region runs from base 1 to 468 and encodes 155 amino acids. NCBI's taxonomy places the organism in Eukaryota, Viridiplantae, Streptophyta, Magnoliopsida, Solanales, Solanaceae. The record is from RefSeq and is a predicted model, not a curated record.